UCAGACGGGAGCACACACACAGCCACACAUGCACAGGAUGCAAACAGAGUGCAGCCCAGGACCAAGAUAGACAACCGAGAGAGAGAGAGAGAGAAAUCCUCUUCUCUACCACUGAGUUUAGUGUGAGGAGGUUCAAGCAAUGUAUUCUGACUGAGUGGACUGCAUUUCAUACCAUGGGAAGACAAACUGAAAUAGAAGAAGAAACCAACAAACACUAUCUGUAAAGGACCACAUUUCAUACUGGAUUAUUGGGCUUUCCUCUCUCAAUCUUUGGCAUGGUGAUGUCCUAGAUUACCAGCACUGAAUUGAAGAGGCUGCUUGUUCUGGACCACAGUGGACUUUGAGGGUCAUUCUUUGAGUGUGAGUGAGUGUGUGUGUGUGAGCGGGAUCAUGUCAAAAGGACAUUUCACUCGCCUGUUGAGGGGACUUUGGGUACUGUGGCUGUGGCAAGCUGAUCUUGUGUCGGGUAGUAAGCUCUGGGAGGUACCCAUAGCCCUCUUUGGAUCUUUCUCCAACCACACGACUAGCCUGGAAUGGGAGCCACAGUGUCAGUAUCCCCACCUGCAGGACGGCAUCAGAAUCACAGCCGACAUUCCCCCAAGACUGGAGGGCAGCUGGGUGUCAACAAGAUGCGAAGUUCGGCCUGGACCUGAGUUCCUGACCCGUUCCUACACCUUCUACCCAAGCCACCUGUUCAAAGCCCUGCAACACUACUACACUGACAGUGGGUGCGAGGAGCCCGCAUACUCUCUGGUGGUCCGGGGCAAGCUCCGUCUGCGCCAGGCUUCCUGGAUCACCCGUGGUGCCACCAAGACGGAGCACCACCUCCACAAAGUGGGCAUUGUCAUCCACAGCCCAGGCGCAAUGCACCAGCUGGCAGCCCGUCUACCCUCCGUGUGUGUAGGCCUCACCUUGGGUGGCAUGGUACCCGGGCGCCUGUACGAGCUGUACAAUGCCCGGGCAGGGAGGGACUGUCUGGGUGCCUCAGGGUACUCGAUGAUGGAGUUGGGCUUGGUGAGAGUGGAGACCCAGCAUCAGCCCCAUGGAGGUCUGGUUCAGGAGCUCUUCCUUGGGGACGUGCACACAGACUGGACCCAGAGGACAUACUAUCGACCAAUGGGCUACCAACAGCCACUGCAGAAUGCUAUGCACCACAUCCACCCCUGCCCAGCGUGCGCCUUGCUGUUCCGGGCCUCAGAACAGCGCCCCCCCGUGUUACCCCAUGUCCCUGCAGCAACGCCUCUGUCCUUGAACGGCCGAUGGGUGAGCCAACGUUGCGAAGCCCGGCCCGCCGUCCUCUUCCUCACCCGAGACUUCACCUUCCGCCCAGAUGAGCAUUCCUGGGAAGGCCUCUACCGCCACUACUCGGAACCCACUUGCAGCCAGCCCACCUUCACCCUGCGGGCUUCAGGCCACUACGCCCAGGGAGGCCCCUCAGCCAAAGUGGCGGGAGGGACUGAGUUCGUCUUCAAGGUAACCCGGGCCAGAGUCACCGUUCUGGAAGGGGCCACGGCCAGGGUGCUCAACGAGACUAGGCGGGGCAGCUGCGGGAAGGCGGGGGGGUGGGAGGUGGGAGUGGAGCAGGACGUGACCCCCACGGAUGGGUGUACCGUCCUGGGGAUCAAGCUGCCGCACAAGGAGUAUGAGCUGUUCAAGACGGAGCUGGACCAUCGACGGCGCACUCUGCUGUUCAUCGGGGAGAGGCCGACGGAUGGCUCCAGCCCUGACCGGCCCCAGAAGAGGCCCACGUCUUACCAGGCCGCCCUGGUGCAUUGUUGCGAGGAAGACACCCCCACGUCGCAACGCCACACCAACCAGCUCAAGCUACUAGCUAGUGGAACCAAUAACCUACCACAGCUCCCUUUCUUUGUCCUAGUACUGGUCUCUUUACUGUGGGGUUGGUACUGUGUGUUCUAGAGACAAACUCAACAUUGGAGAAGAACACACAAAUGAUGGUGGAGCUGCUCGUGGUCUAUAAGGAAACUCCAUGUGCUCCUCCUCAAUAUCAAGAUAAUGCCAGACCACAUAAUAGAUGGCCAAAGCCAUCUUCAAGAAAACUGUACAUAGACUGUCAGUGUAUCCAUGUUGCAUAUCUAUCAUAUUAUAUGUGUCUCAUUUUGUUUUCUUUUAAACCGGAGAUGCCUUUUGGCAAAUGUUUAAGUCACAUAAGCGUUCCUUUUCUAAAGAGUGGCAGAUUCAGACUUAGGAAAGACGUGCGUUUCCUAUGUACUUCUCAGUAUUUGGUAUUCAGACUUACCUUAUUCCGUCACGUAACGCUCUCUGCAGGUGUGGCUACCUUCCGCGCUCCCAAUAAAUGUAAUUAAUCCAGUGAAAACCCUCCCCUCUUGCUGGCCAACAGAUUUUCUCAUGGAAUUUUCAUUCAAUAGGGUUUUCACAUAGAGAAUGAUAGAGGCUUCUAGCUGCCAAAAGGCCAUAUAAGCAUGGGCAGCACCAUUGAGGGCUUCCACCAUUUUAAUGUAGUCAACUUGGUGGGACUUCCAACUUCAUUGGCUGAUCCCUCCUGAUGACCCUGUUAGAGUUAUGUCCAACCAGGUCAUCAGGAGGGAUCAGCCAAUCAUAAAGAAGAAAAUAGACUGCUUCGAAACGGAGCCGCCCAUGCUCAAAUCAAAUCACAUUUUAUUUGUCACAUACACAUGGUUAGCAGAUGUUAAUGCGAGUGUAGCGAAAGGCUUGUAAAACAUGCUAUCACAGACACUAUGAUGGCACAGAUAAAAAGAUGAGUUGUCUAUCUAUCUCUAUGGGUUUUCAGUACAUUUAUGUUAAGCCAUUCCCAGGGUUGGAGAGUAACGGAUUACAUGGGGAUUACUAAAAACGAUAACUGUAAUCCAUUACGUUACCAUCAAAAAAUAUUGUAAUCAGAUUACAGAUACUUUUGAAAAACUAGAUGAUUACUUCGAGGAUUACUUUUAAAUUCAGAAAGGAUGUUUGCGGAAAAAUCUUUGACACUCAUCUGUUCGCUCAAUGACAUUCAAAUCAGCAUUGAAAAAAGGCACUAGUUUAGAUUUGUUCCACCUGAGCUAGUCUGACCACAAGUCAGAGACCACUAUGAUGACACACCAAACGUAUUUGAUGGAUGGCGGGAAAAGAGAAGGAAUAGGCUUUUGUAGGCUACAGUCCAAGCUAUGUCUUACAAUGGUUUGACUGCUGUCGGCAUCUAAAGAUUAUCCAACUUGAAAAAAUGCUUGGAGGUAAGGAUGACAGCAGUGGUUUAGUCUACGGCGAUACGAAUAUAACUUAUUAUUGAUAUCUACAUAAUGCAUUGAUGUGAAUCACACUGCUGCUCUCUCAUUUAGCUAUUGGCGCCGUACGGAUUGUGGUUGUUGUGGAUGGCUGUUCACAAAUCUAAAUGUGUAUUUGAACCCAAUAAUGGUUGAAUUCUAGAAGUUUAAGCUGCCUAUCAAUCAUUAUUUUUUAAACCAGUGGACAGCCAGUAAAAAAUGCGCUCGAGCAACAGCUGCACAGUGCGGAUCCAAGCCUAUGGAAUACAAGUGGGGCUUUUUUUCUUCAGUAGUGCUCAAAGCAUGCCAUUCCAUGAGCGCUGCAUUUAUUUUUCAACUCGAAUCAAUGAGCCCAAUCAGUCCUCCAUGAAAACAAAAUCAUAAACAACAGUGUUGAGCUAGCUAAUAAAUCCUUAGUUUUGGGGUCAUGCACAGGUAAAACAAUUUGGCUAAUCUAGAUUUCCAUAUUUCCAAGUCCUAUUCUUGAAGAUUAAUUAAGUAUAACACUUAUUGGAAUAACUUUUUAAUGUAAAGAUUUAAUCAUAUUAUUAUAUGUAGUAGAAAGCGAUGGGUUAUAAGAAACCUACAUAACCAACCCAUAAAGUAAAAUGUAACAUUCAUAUAUGGCCAGCUAUGUAAACUUUAACAUUGAUUUAUCCUGCAAAAGAUGUUGUUCAAUUGGUAUCAUACAUUUUUGUCUUCUUCAAAUGCCUCUUAAGGGGAAAGUGAUCUAAAAGUAACACUGUUUGAGUUUGGGUAAUCCAAAAGUUAUGUUACUGAUUACAAAUUUGGAUAGAUAACUAGUAACAGUAAUGGAUUACAAUUAGAAAGUAACCUACCCAACCCUGGCCAUCCCUUUAAAUAGGGUGUACCUUUUAGUCCGAAUUUUGUCAACAGAACAUAUUGCGAGAACGGGCUCUGAAUAUUAGUGAUCAAUGAGAAAGCCAUCUAAAUACAUGCAUAUUCAUAUCCGUUUCAGCAGCAAUUGGUAGACUGAAAAUAUUCUGAUUUUGUAGAUUAUUUAGGUUUAGAAAAUAAUCUAUGAAUAAUUAAAAAACAGGUUUGGAGAGCCUUUAUGCACAAAAUACAGUACCAGUCAAAAGUUACUUUGAAGAAUAUAAAAUAAAUUUUGAUUUGUUUAACACUUUUUUCAUUACUACAUGACUCCUUCCAUAUGUGUUAUUUCCUAGUUUGAUGUCUUCACUAUUAUUUUACAAUGUAGAAAAUAGUCAAAAUAAAGAAAAACCCUUAAGUAGGUGUGUCCAAACUUUUGACUGGAACUGUAUAUUGAUUGGUAAAAUGUAGAAUGGUUUGGUUCAUCCUGAAAGUUGCCACAUUCAUAUCUUCAACCCAUGUUAAUGUUGGAAGAUUAGUGUACAUAUAAUUAUAUUAGGGAGAAUACUGUACAAUAGUAGGCUAUACCCUCGUAUAUUGCCUGUAUUAACCUGUAACGGCGUUCUUCGUUUGUGGAAAGAGAGUCGGACCGAAAUGCAGCGUAGUGGUUACUCAUGUCUUUAAUGAAAGGAAAAAAGCGAUACAUGAAAUAACUAUACAAAUAUGAAAACAACAAACGGAACGUGAAACCUAUUACAGCCUAUCUGGUGAAACUACACAGAGACAGGAACAAUCACCCACAAAAUACAAAGCGAAACCAGGCUUCCUAAAUACGGUUCCCAAUCAGAGACAACGAGAAUCACCUGACUCUGAUUGAGAACCGCCUCAGGCAGCCAAGC
This is a messenger RNA of Oncorhynchus keta (chum salmon), 4972 nucleotides long. Its product is annotated as protein APCDD1-like. The coding region runs from base 391 to 1917 and encodes 508 amino acids. Gene Ontology annotation, cellular component: plasma membrane. Gene Ontology annotation, biological process: negative regulation of Wnt signaling pathway. The transcript is spliced from 4 exons. NCBI's taxonomy places the organism in Eukaryota, Metazoa, Chordata, Actinopteri, Salmoniformes, Salmonidae. Gene Ontology annotation, molecular function: Wnt-protein binding. The record is from RefSeq and is a predicted model, not a curated record.